This is a messenger RNA of Selaginella moellendorffii, 1086 nucleotides long. Its product is annotated as protein BOBBER 1. Gene Ontology annotation, biological process: protein folding. NCBI's taxonomy places the organism in Eukaryota, Viridiplantae, Streptophyta, Lycopodiopsida, Selaginellales, Selaginellaceae. The coding region runs from base 26 to 991 and encodes 321 amino acids. The transcript has 6 exons. Gene Ontology annotation, cellular component: cytoplasm. The record is from RefSeq and is a predicted model, not a curated record.
GGGCUAACUAGUUUAGGGCAGGGCGAUGGCGAUCAUCUCUGAGGUAGAGGAGGAGGCCGAGGUCCCCAAGCCCGUCGCCGCGGCUCCCCCGUCGGACUCCGGCAAUGCUGCUCAUGACAAGAUUUUGGAGGCGCUGCUCAAGGAGCACAAUGAUCAGCCGCUGGAGCUGCUCAAAACGGUAAUCGGCUUUCUCACGCGCCGCUCGGCCGCCUUCCCCGACGAAUACUUCGAGAGGCAGCUGUCGGAGAUCGUGUCUAGCGCCAAGAGGCGGCGCGUCGAUGGCAAGAAGAAGAAUGCGGUGCCGGUGCCCGAGGCGGCGCCGUCGCGGGAUUUCGAGAGCGAGCACAAGCAUAAGGCCACCGGCGGUGGAUCAAGUGGCAAGCAAUCGGCGUCGGCGGCUGUCCAGGAAACCAAGAACGAAGUCAAGGAAGUGGAGAGUUCUAACUCUACCGGAUUGAAGAUCAAUGCUGGAAAUGGUGCCGAUCUCGAAAAGUACUCGUGGACGCAAACAUUAAGUGAGCUGACGGUGCAAAUCCCCGUUGCAAAAGAGAUCAAGGCGCGAGAUAUCGUCUGUGACAUCAAGAAGAAUCAUCUAAAAGCUGGGCUCAAGGGUCAGCCGCCAAUUCUCGAGGGCGAUCUCUAUGCAUCCGUCAAGGUGGACGACUGCUUCUGGAGCAUUGAUGCUGGCGAUGGAAAGAAGGAAGCGGAGAAGUUCCUUUCUAUCCUCCUCACCAAGACGAACAGGAUGGAGUGGUGGAAAAACGUUGUGAAAGGCGAGCCAGAGAUUGACACUCAAAAGGUUGAGCCGGAGAACAGCAAGCUGGGGGAUUUGGACGCAGAGACUCGGCAGACCGUGGAGAAGAUGAUGUACGACCAGCGGCAGAAGGCGAUGGGAUUGCCAAGCUCCGAAGAACAGCAAAAGCAAGAGAUGCUCAAGAAGUUCAUGGCACAGCACCCGGAAAUGGAUUUCUCCAAGGCAAAAAUCUGCUAGAGUAGAGACCGUAUGAAUGUCUUUAGCAUGCCAAUUUCAUAGUUUUAAGCGAAUAUUCUAAGCCUUAAAACAUUCACUUUUCAAAUUUGGGCGAA